Mizuhopecten yessoensis (Yesso scallop) is the source of this 2518-nucleotide messenger RNA. Its product is annotated as sodium-coupled monocarboxylate transporter 1-like. NCBI's taxonomy places the organism in Eukaryota, Metazoa, Mollusca, Bivalvia, Pectinida, Pectinidae. Gene Ontology annotation, cellular component: membrane. Gene Ontology annotation, molecular function: symporter activity. Gene Ontology annotation, biological process: sodium ion transport; transmembrane transport. The transcript has 18 exons. The coding region runs from base 19 to 2004 and encodes 661 amino acids. The record is from RefSeq and is a predicted model, not a curated record.
AGGGCGAAGAACUUUAUCAUGUCUUCACAGUUCGGGUUCCACGUGGCAGAUUACGUUGUUUUUGCUGGAAUGAUCUUGUUCUCUAUAGGCAUUGGUGUAUUCUCCGCCUGUUCCGGUGGUGGACAGAAGACUACCUUGGAAUAUCUGGUCGGAAAUCGUCGUCUGAAGAUGUUACCGGUCGCCCUUUCCCUUGUCGUCACCUUCGAGUCGUCCAUACUUGUCCUGGGAUUCCCCGCUGAGACUUACAUCUAUGGAGGGGAUCUUGUCUGGGCGGGUGCCGCAUUGAUGAUAACAAUGUUAGUAGCUACACGUGUAGCUGCCCCACUGUUCCACCCGCUCAAGCUUACCAGUGUGUUUGAGUAUUUUGAACUUCGAUACCAAAGCAAAGCACCUCGUAACUUUGGCACGGUGGCUGGAAUGCUGUAUUACAUAGUUUACAUGGGGAUCGUUCUCUACGGACCAGCUAUAGCUCUGGAAGCAGUGGCGGACUUCCCAUUCUGGGCAUCUGUUUUCUCUGUAGCGGGGGCAGCCAUUAUUUACACUUCUAUAGGCGGAAUCAAGGCGGUGGUGUGGACGGAUGUUUUACAAUGUAUCAUUAUGACGCUUGGUAUGUUUGCUGUUAUUAUAAAGGGUACAAUGAACGUAGGAAAUUUCGGAAAGGUCUUCCAAAUUAAUAACGAAAAUCUACGAAUGAACUAUUUUAACUUUGACCCUGAUCCGACGGUCCGGCACACCUUUUGGUCACUAUUCGUGGGGUCAACUAUUGUGUAUUUUGGGAUGGCAUUUAACCAGGCAACGGUUCAGCGGAUCGGCUCAGUCAAGACAUUACAGGAGGCCAAAAAUAUUCUGUAUAUCGCCGGACCAGCUUACUUCGUGUUUGGUAUUAUUGUAAUUAUUGAGGGACUAGUAAUGUUUGCCUACUUCAAUACUAUUGGGUGUGAUCCCAUGGAAGCUGGUAUUAUCAGAAACGCGAACCAGUUGCUACCCCACAUGGUGGUGAGGUUAUUCCAUGGUAUUCCCGGACUUUCCGGACUGUUCCUCGCCUCUUUGUUUAGUGCAUCAUUAAGCACAAUAUCUUCAGGACUUAGUUGUCUUAGCGCUCAGACAGUGGAAGAUUUCCUCAAACCUCGGUACAAGGACAUGUCCGACAGCAAAGCCACAGCCAUAGCAAAGAGUUCAGUGCUAUUCUACGGAGGACUUUCUCUCACCGUCACAGCUAUGAUAGCCGAAGUACCAGGGUCACUAAGUCAGAUUAGCAGUUCAGUUCUCGGUUGUGUGGGAGGUCCAAUCGCCGGCAUGUUUUUUCUUUCCAUAUUUUGCCCUUGGGCCACAAAAAAGGGCUUUCUUAUUGGUGGAGCGGUUUCAAUGUUAUUUGUCCUUUGGUUAUCGCUUGGAUUAAACUUCUUCACGUCCACACCAAGUCAGCCUUGGCUACCGCCAAACCCUACAGACAACUGCUUUCUCGAUUCGUCAUUGUGGACAAAUACAACAAGCAUGAUUAAUUCAUCUUUCUAUAACAACGCAUCGGCUUCGCCACUUAAUGACCUAGCUUCACGAAUUGCGACAUACAGAAAGGAAAUGGCUGUUUUUCAAUCAAUAGAACCACAAGGCCUUGAUAAGCUGUAUUCGGUCUCGUACCGGUGGUUUGGAGCCAUUGGUGUAUUAAUUCCUAUUGUUGUUGGUGCUCUUGUGAGCUUUGUCACAGGUCAUCCCCCAAUGGAUGAAGUCGAUGUGAGGUACAUAUUACCUCUGGGGGACCAGUUGUUUCCGUAUCUACCAAAAAAGGCACGUCGGUGGCUUGAGUUUGGGGUCGAUUUUGAAAAGCGAAGAAAAUGGCUAGAGCAACAGGACGCGGAAACAACAAUUCCAACCGAUCUGUUUGGAGAACUAAAUGUCGAGCUGGACGAAAUUACGGCAUAUGAUACUCUAUCGACCGCAAAUGGUCCAAAUACUAAUCAUGAUGUCAAUGAUGUUAACCUGGAUACUGAUAGAACACCAAUUUGACUGCAGCACCUGAUUUUAUGCUGUUGGGGCAUUGGCAAAUUUGACCAAAUUUGCAUAUGUAAAACGUUUGAAAAAAACGAGGACGUAUACAGAAUACACGUAAAAUACAAGGACAAAAAGGGACAAAACAUUUUGACUCUAAUUCGAUUUGUCAUACGAUCACUUUCGAUUAUGAAACAUGUAUAUAUAUGCAAUUCAAAAGAGUAUCUGUUAAUAAUCUGCAUUAUAUUGCUCGGCUAUGAUACGUAAUUGUAGAAAUAUAUUUGAUGUACAAUGUCCAAUAUUUAACGAUUUUUACCAAAACUGCAUUUAUUGUACUCAGUCAUCCGAUAUAUGUUCUUCUUAUAGUGAAAAUAUGAUCAGGCUAUUUUUCACAGCGUGAAGUAUAUAUAAAUACAUAUGUGUCUCGCUGCUAAAAUGAAAUAGAUAUAUAUAUAUCAACUAUACCGUAAAAUUCAAUGUCACGUACAUUGCAGUGUACCCUGCAUAAUGAUAUUAAAUCUGAAUGUUUUGU